UACGUAAACUGUGCCACUUGUGCGUGAUCGCGUCAUUAACACGUGCUUUGACGUGCUAUAAGCGAGUCCCACUGUGGCGAGCAGGGAGUGAAGUAAGACGUGGUUUCUAGCUAACAUUCAUACUCGGAUGGAUGCAGCUGAGAGGAACUUGAGGGUCAUAUCUUGCCCAAGAAUACUUUAGCAUGCAGGUUGGACUUGCCAAGGAUCUGAACCACCAACCUUCCAAUUGGUGGAUGACCUGCUCUACAUCCUGAGCUUGCUCCCUGGUUAUAUGGGCGAGAAGCAGGGUGCACCCUGGACAGGAUGCCAGAAUUUGCAGGCAGGAUGUUGCGGCUUCGCUGUAAGACCAAAAAUGGGAGCCACUUGAUGCAUGGCUUGACUCAUCAGUCCUGCGUGCAGGAGCUGAAGCGCAAGGUGGAGGAGCUGACUGGUAUCCCCUGUGAUGUGCAGAAAAUAAUGGUCGGAUACCCACCCUCCAGCCUUGAUCUUCGGAACGGAGAGGCUCACCUCAAGGACUACCCUAUCAAAUCAGGAGACACACUCAUCGUUGAGGAGGAAAAAAACAAGCCAAAGCCUCAGGAUCGUCCCGCUGUGACGAAAGGACCUAACCUCGAAGUUUCACCUGUGCUGGCACGCCGAGUGGUCCCAGCUGACAACUCCUGCCUCUUCACCAGUGUUUAUUACGUGGUGGAAGGCGGAGUGUACGACCCCGCCUGUGCCCCUGAAAUGCGAGGUCUCAUUGCCCAGAUAGUCUCGAGUGACCCCGCAGCUUACUCUGAAGCGGUGCUGGGGAAAACCAAUGAGGAGUACUGCACCUGGAUAAGACGUGAUGACACCUGGGGAGGAGCCAUCGAGGUAUCAAUCCUGUCUAAGUUUUACCAGUGUGAGAUCUGCGUAGUGGAUACCCAGACAGUGCGAGUAGACAGAUUUGGGGAGGAUGCUGGCUACCACAAACGCGUGUUGCUGAUCUAUGAUGGCAUCCACUACGACCCACUGCAGAAAGAGAUCCCCGGAUCUGACACCCCACCCCAGACUAUCUUCUCGACCACAGACGACGUAAUCCUGGCCCAGGCCCUCGAGCUGGCAGACGAGGCUCGCCGCAAGCGGCAGUUCACAGACGUUAACCGCUUUGCCUUGCGCUGCAUGGUGUGUCAGACAGGCUUGGUGGGACAAAAGGAAGCUCGUGAGCAUGCCAAGGAGACAGGCCACACUAAUUUUGGUGAAGUGUGAAAGUCUUGCUGUCUUUCUUUUGCUGUAUCUCACAAAUACAACAACCACCAACCCCCAUGCCCUGUGUCUGGCAACUCUGUGGGUCUGUCUGCUUUUGUGAUCCUCUACCUCACAUUAUCUGGCAACAUCUUUGGAGACUCUGCAGGUACUGUGUUCCGCCUCUUACCUGUUCAGUAUUACUUUUUAACUACUGUCAGUUCUUACAGUCAGAAAUGCUACUGCAGUGCUCCAGUGUUAGAAACCAUAAUAUUCAGAUCUCUUUAAACUGGGACAGGAUGCAAAAAAUUCUUAGUAGUUUCGAUCUGGUAAUAUUACUCAUGGACAAGUUCACGGUGACAUAAACCAAACAGUUUAGGAUGUGUUAUCAAUGCAACAGAUUGGCAGAACCUACCCUUGACGAAACAAAGAUGUGCGAACAAAGAAUUUUAAAACAGCCACUAAGAAUUAUUUGCACAGUUAUGUGAUCACAUUCACUUUUGUCUUAAACACAGCAAGCUUGACUGUUAUUUAUCAUGUUGGUUAUGUAGCAUGUUUUUUUUAUUACAUUGGGUGCAGAUGUAAGUAAUUCUUCCAUUAAUUUCCUUAAAUUGAAACAUUUGAACUGUUCAAUAUAGAUGGCCUGAGUUAAUGCUAAGCAGGAUUCUUCUAAAUUUUAAUUUAAUGAAAAAUCAAUCAAACCAACCUAACCUCCUGAAUAUCAGUAGUUGUUUUUUUAUUGUUUUGGGGGGGGGGGGGGUUGGUGCAAGAACCUUAAUAACUAUAACUAUGGAUCCUUCAUAUUGUCAAUAUUUUCUGAGUUGCAUGCUGUAAAUCUGCACAGGUGUGACUCAAAAUUUGGCACUUUGUUUAAUCCAGAAGGAUAUGACGACUAAAAGAAGAUUCAGGUAUCAAAAUGUAGGUUAGAAAAUUAGACCUUUCAAGGCUACAACUUGUUCUGAUCAGCCACCUAUCCUACAUGGUGAUGUGAUCCUAUCCAAAUAACCAUUUGCGUAACAAACGGAUAACUCAUUGCAGACACCAAUGCAUCUCUCUGUUACUCUGCGUCUAUCGAAGACAUUAAAUGCAAUGAUUUGUCCCUUGAUUAUUAAGCUCAAAGGUACACUAUGUUUGGUAUGGUUGGUGGUAUGCAUUUUGAAUACAGUGUCAUACUGCAAGUGCAAAAUUGGUUUUGGGGGAUCUUUUGGGGGGGGGUGUUGCAACAUUGAUUGUGAGUGGGCUUGACUAAAUAAGACAAAAAAAGUUAUGGUGCUGUAAACGAAACACUUUACAAAAUCUGUAGCUCAUUUUUCUAUAUUUGUGCUGCAGGUUUUGACGAGUGUUUUUCUUGUCUUUGUUUUUUUGUAGUGCACAAGUUUGAAAUGCUGUAAGAACUGUUUUCUGUUGUUUAAAUUAUACUGCAUACUUUGAAAAACCAUUCAAGCAUUAUAUUUGUAACAAAUCAAGGUAAGACAUAUACAGUAUUUUAAGAUCUUUUUUUUCCUUGUAAAGGCUGCUCAUAAUGUCCUUUGCUAAUCAACAUCAAAUAUUUCCAUCUUACGUUUAUAGCUCUGGUGGAUGUAUUACAAGUAAAGGUACAUUUAGUUUACUGUUUUGUAUGUUUUAUAAAAACUGCCCCUCCUGUUUCACUGUAUGAAUUUUUUUCUUCCCCACAACAGGGGUCUGUUCUCACAUUUUAAGCUAGUCAUCCAUUAUCUCUUUGCUAAUUUCUUUGACAUACACUGGCUAUAAGGAUGAAGAAAGCACUUGUAUUAAACUUCAAGUCAAAGAUUUGAAAUUGAUAACUGUGGUUAGUUCUCAUUGUGGCAAAACAUGGUGUUUGACGGGUCUUUGGCAGAAUUGUUGCCAUCAGCUUCACAGUGGAGCCUUGACUGGACAAAACAACUGUUUUGUAUGGUUUUUUUUUUUUUUUUUUUUUUCCCCCUUAUCCCACCUCAUCAUCUACCUUAGGUAUUUUAAACGCUGGUCAAAACUGAAUAAUCAACUUGAUGAAACCAUGAAAUGGCUUUGUUGCAUUUUGUAUUUGCCAUGUUCUCAUGAUUAACAAUAACAGUGAAUGUUGCACACAAAGCACUACAGAAUAAACUGGAUUUACUUGAUUGUUUUGUUUUUUUCUUCAGUGUUGUCAAUUAAAAAAUAUAGCAAGGAG
Oreochromis niloticus (Nile tilapia) is the source of this 3376-nucleotide messenger RNA. RefSeq names its product ubiquitin thioesterase OTU1. Gene Ontology annotation, molecular function: cysteine-type deubiquitinase activity; protein binding. NCBI's taxonomy places the organism in Eukaryota, Metazoa, Chordata, Actinopteri, Cichliformes, Cichlidae. The record is from RefSeq and is a predicted model, not a curated record. Gene Ontology annotation, biological process: protein deubiquitination; endoplasmic reticulum unfolded protein response; ERAD pathway. Bases 304 to 1230 code for a protein of 308 amino acids. The transcript is spliced from 4 exons. Gene Ontology annotation, cellular component: nucleus; cytosol.